AUGGGACUGUUAAAGUUGCUGCUCUUGCUCUGUGUAAGUGGAUGUCUUUGCCAGAAAGACUGUACCGGAGUGGAUUGCCCUGUUCUUAAUAACUGCAUCGAGGAAGUUUUAGAAAAGGGGGCUUGUUGUUCCACUUGUCUACAAACCGGCUGCAAGUGUGAGGGCUACCAAUACUACGACUGUGUAAACGCUGGAUACAGAAACGGCCGAGUGCCGGAGGGGGAGUCUUACUUUGUGGAUUUUGGAAGUACAGAGUGCUCCUGCGCACAGGGAGGUGGGAGGAUCAGUUGCCAUUUCAUCCCAUGUCCAGAGCUUCCACCGAACUGUAUUGAGGUGUCCGAGCCAACGGAUGGGUGUACUCAGUGUGAACGAGUCGGAUGCGUGUUCGAAGGCCAGAAGUACGAGGCUGGUCAUUCCUUCCACAUAGACACCUGUCAGGUCUGCCAUUGCCCUAAAGAUGGAGGGAAAUUAAUGUGCUACCCGAUUCCAAACUGCGACCCGAGGAAGGUCCAUAAACCCAUGCUUGCCACCACUACAGAUGAAAACGCGCUAUACAGACAUCAGAGUAUUCCUGUCAGGAAUGUAUUUAACCACCAAGGCCCGAGAUCUUCCCUUACCAAACCCUUUCUACAGAGUCACCACAUGCCUCCUUUUAAACCGACGUCAAGCCACUCUGAUGAAGACGAGACCGAAGACUAUGACUAUUCAACCACGGAUACCACAGAGUCGUCUGUGCACGGGAUAGCUUCUCCACAGGAGCCGCGUAUCAUCUCAGUUUCUGAUUUGGAAAAGAACGUACCCCCCCAACAGGCCAGGGCACCAAAGCAGGAACUUAAAGAGGAAUUUGGUGUUCAUGAAGGAGCCACGGAUAAACCCUGGUUUUUCUUGCAGGAAGAGAGGACAGAUGGGGCAAAUCAUAGUCGUGAAAUUGAAAGCCCAAUAAUUGAAGAGGCAAAAUUGAAUAUUUCUGCAAACGAAGAGGAGAUUCCUCACACAGAGACAGAAGAACUACAAUUCUCUAUUAACAGAGAUUCAACAGAAAAGCCAACGUUUCUCAAAGACGAUAUCAAUGCAGAAGCACUCGAGGGAAGCGACCGAGACGGUAAUCCUCUUGCUACCCUCGAGGAAACCACAGAUGGUGAGAUUUUUGAUUCAUACGAGGACACCACAUACAGCGAACCAGUCACCGACUCUCCAGCGACUAUAUUUACAACUACACCUCAAACUACACCAGAAACUGAGGUAACUACAACCCAAUGGCAGACUACUCAGGGUAGUCCGUUACCAGAUCAGAUUUACCCCAGCACCGAAACUACAGAGGAGAACACACAAGUGCACCAAGAUGAGCAACAAUUGGACCACACAUUGCAAAAUGUCACAGAUAGUGACGGAAAUCAUGAAACUGAUGAAUUGAAUACCAAACAGAACAUGUAUACCGUUAGCAGCUUAGAGACUGUACAAGAAAACACAUCAGGACAAGAAGUAUCCACAGCAGCACCUGACAAACUUUUAGGAGAAACCAAAGAACCUGAAGUUUAUACAGUUCCUCCUGUGAUGAUCAACCCAACCAACCGUUCACUUUUAAACGUAGACUCAGAAAGUCUGUUAGCACUUGCAGAGGAGGAAAGGAAGACGAGUGAGACGAGGGAGGAGACAGAGAACACUCUAAAUAUCUUUCAAAAGCCUCAGGAAGGAUUGUCUGCUCUGGCCCUAGUAGAGAGCUGCUGUGAAGCUGGGCAGAAAUGGGCCUCCGAGAACCAGCACUGCAACCAUCUAUCCUCUCCGACAGACCGCGACUCUGUAUGUGGAAUGGUUCAGGAGCAGUGUUGUGUGGGCGCUCUGAGAGAGAACAGGUGUUUGGCUGGCAUGGUCGCUGCCAAAGCUGGCGAGGUGUGUGAGGAAAGCAACGUUCCGCACUGUGCAGAGGAUACCCAAAAGGAGUGCUGCAGUUGCUGUGCCCUUGGUUUGCGAUUUCACCAAGAAGGAAAAGGCUGUGAAGCUCAUCACCACCUUGGCUACCCAUGUGGGCACAUCUUCCUCACCUGCUGUGAGGAAGACGAGGAUGGGCUCAGCAAUCCCGUGCUAAAAAAGAAGGAAAGACCUAGACCUACCGUCCUGCCAAAGAGAGUGGCCGACGGACAGUUCCCCAAUCAGCCGUUCUCCAUCGAGGACUCCGAUCAGGCCAACUCGGUUGAAAAGCUGGAGGACGAAGAUGAGUGCGAGAUAUACGAGGGUCAACUCUGCCAUCAUACCUGCAUCAACACCGCCGGCUCCUAUAGGUGUGAAUGCCACCCUGGAUACGCUCUGAUGCAGGAUGGAUACACGUGUGCACCCGAGAAUUCAGAGGAAGACAACCGAGUGAUGGAGGAGGAUGGACUGUUUACUCCAGCUACACCAGUGCAAGAGACCACCCAGAUCUUCACAGUACAAAAUCCAUGUGAAGGUAACGUCCCAUGCUCUCAGCACUGCUCUGUAGUAGAUGGACGGGCUCGCUGCUCCUGUUUCCCAGGAUUCUCUCUGAAGCCUGAUGGACACACAUGUGAAGAUAUGAACGAGUGUCUGACAAACACACACACCUGCCUGCCUAAUGAGCGCUGUGUGAACACGGUGGGAGCUUUCGGGUGUGAGAAGCAGAUUUCCUGUCAGAAUGGCUACCAACUGAGGAAUGAAGUGUGUGAAGACAUUGAUGAGUGUGUGAUGAAGAGCCAUAACUGUGGGUCAGGAUUUCAGUGCCAGAACACGCUUGGCUCGUUCCACUGCAGCCCAAAGCAGCAGCGCUGUCUCACCGGUUUCUCUCAGGACCCUCACGGCAACUGCAUCGACAUUAAUGAGUGUAGAGUCGUGUCUGAGCCAUGUACUGCAGGCUUUAACUGCAUCAAUACUGUGGGCUCCUACACCUGUCAGCGCAAGAGUAUUAUAUGCAGUCGAGGAUAUCACUCCAGUCCUGACGGAGCACGUUGUGUCGAUGUGGAUGAGUGCACGACUGGAACACACCACUGUACUGAGGGUCAGAUUUGCCAUAACCUCCCUGGCAGCUACCGCUGUGAAUGCCAGACUGGCUUCCAGUAUGAUGCCAACCGCAGGGUUUGUGUGGACGUGAAUGAGUGUUGGCGUCACCCGGGUCGUCUGUGCGCCCAGACGUGCGAGAACACUGUGGGUUCCUACCAGUGUUCCUGCACCACUGGCUUCUCGCUCGCCUUUGAUGGGAAGAACUGUGAGGAUGUUAAUGAAUGCCAGAACAAUCCCUGUAGUCAGGAGUGUGCCAACAUCUACGGCUCCUACCAGUGCUACUGCCGUGUGGGAUACUACCUAAAAGAGGAUGGCCACACCUGCGAAGAUAUUGAUGAGUGUUCCCAGAACAUUGGAAACAUGUGCUCCUUCCAGUGUGUCAACACCCAAGGCAGCUAUAAGUGUUCCUGUCCUGCUGAUGGCUACUCCAUGUCUCCUAACGGACAUACGUGUCAAGAUAUUGAUGAGUGUGCGACUGGAACACACAACUGCUCAUCCACCCAGACCUGCUACAACCUCCAGGGAGGCUUCCGCUGCCUCUCCUUUACCUGUCCCGAGAACUACAGGAAGGUGUCCGGAACACGCUGUGAGCGAAUGAGCUGCCUCAUCUCUCGCGAGUGCCAGAACCUGCCCAUCCGCAUCACCUACUACCAGCUCAGCUUCCAGACCAACAUCGUCAUCCCGGCUCAGAUCUUCGGCAUCGGGCCCUCCCCGGCCUACACGGGCGACAACAUCAUCAUCAGCGUCCCACGAGGCAACGAGGAGGGUUACUUCAGCACGCGCCGGCUCAACAGCCACACGGGGGCCGUGUACCUGCAGCGACAGCUCCACGCCCCUCGCGACUUCCUCAUCGACGUGGAGAUGAAGCUGCUGCGCCAGGGCACGGUCACCUCGUUCCUCGCGCGCAUCUACGUCUUCAUCACAGCUCAGUCCAUGUGAUGAUGACAUCAUCUCCUACGAUUUCCUAAGGUGCUAAGCUCGCGGUGGGGUUGUCAGAAGUUGUCAGAGGUGUCUUGUUAGCUUUGUGCUGAACAGAUUCUGACUUUUCUGAAGGCUGAAAGUUUUAAUGGUGCUUUUUUUUUACUGACAAGGAUCUAACAGCUUGUGUUCUGUCAGAUCUGGAAGAAGAACUGGAAAGCUUAAAACUGCAAAGACUAAAAACAUACUUCAUUUCCGGCUAUUCUUUUUGUAAGGUAGUAAAACGUACCCACUGCCAGAUGUUACUCUCGCUGUACCAAUUUAUCCUAAUUGCUUGAAACUUUGUUUUUGUAAUGCCUCAUUACAUGUUUCUUAGGCAAUAUUUCCAAGUAGAGAAAUCCAGCGUCAGGAUUUUGCUAAAGGAAAGUAAUUCAUUAUUUUUACCACACACUUUACACUUAUUACACUUUUGCUGCACGUGUAUCUUUUGUAAUCACUGUGAUAAAUAGGGACGUAUGAUAGUUUCUUAUUCUUCUUUACUUGGUAUCUUCUAACACUUCUACACUGGUCAUAACAUUAAAACCACCUCCUUGUUUCUACACUCACUAAGCUCCACUUACCAUAAAGAAGCACUUUGUAGUUCUACAGUUACUACAACAGUGUUAUUUAGGUGGUGGAUAAUUAUCAGCACUGCACUGACAUGGUGGUGGUGUGUUAGUGUGUGUUGUGCUGGUAUGAGUGGAGUUUUUAAAAUACCGUGUCCAUUCACUGUCCACUCUAUUAGACACUCCUACCUAGUUGGUCCACCUCGUAGAUGUAAAGUCAGAGACGGUCGCUCAUCUAUUGCUGCUGUUUGAGUUGGUCAUUUUUGAGAUCUUCAUCAGUGGUCACAGGGCGCUGUUAGCUGGAUAUAUUUGGUUGGUGGACUACUCUCAAUCCAGCAGUGACAGUGAGGUGUUUAAGAACUCCAGCAGCGCUGCUGUGUCUGAUCCACUCAUACCAGCACAACACACACUAACACACCACCACCAUGUCAGUGUGACUGCAGUCCUGAGAAUGAUCCACCACCUAAAUAAUACCUGCUCUGUAGUGGUCCUGUGGGGGUCCUGACCCUUGAAGAACAGGGGUUGAUGAAAGAAGGCUAACAAAGCAUGCAGAGAAACAGAUGGACUACAAAGUGCUUCUAUAUGGUAAGUGGAGCUGAUAAAAUGGACAGUGGUUUUAAUGUUAUGCUGAUCGGUGUAUAAUUCAGCACUGAAGACAUUCCAGACAUGCAGUAGACAUGCUAUUUUAAAUGUAUGUUAUUUUACUUAUACUGUCCGCACCUGUUUCUGUGUGUAUCUGUUUCUCUCAGGGUAAAAGCAUCAGAUCCUAAUUAUCUUUCGAUAUUCCGUUUGUAAGAGCAAUUCCCAGUUACCACUGACUCAAUAAAAUAACACAAACCAGAA
Trichomycterus rosablanca is the source of this 5375-nucleotide messenger RNA. It is a transcript of the gene fbln2, whose product is annotated as fibulin 2. Gene Ontology annotation, cellular component: extracellular region. Lineage: Eukaryota; Metazoa; Chordata; Actinopteri; Siluriformes; Trichomycteridae. The record is from RefSeq and is a predicted model, not a curated record. The transcript has 16 exons. Gene Ontology annotation, molecular function: calcium ion binding. The coding region runs from base 1 to 3948 and encodes 1315 amino acids.